AUGAUUCUUGAUUGUGAAAUGCGAGCUGUCAAUGAAGACACGUGUGAGCUUGCAACAAGAAUUGGUAGCGAAAACGAGUUUGAUAUCUUCCCGCUUGUUUCAUUUCCUGGAAGCGGUAACACCUGGACACGAAUGCUCCUUGAAAAAUCAACUGGAAUCUUCACUGGAAGCAUUUACAACGACAGAUCACUCUACGAGAAUGGCUUUCUUGGCGAGUUGACGAAUCCGACUUAUGGAUCUACUCUUUUUCAAAAGGCUCAUACUACUGAAGACAAAAGUCUUUCCUCUGCAAAGGGUUACUUAUUCUUGAUCCGCAAUCCAUUUGAUGCAACUGUUGCUGAAUUCAAAAGAAGAAAGGGAAAGAGCCAUACUUCGACUGUAUCUGAAUCCGUCUUCAAGGCAAAUGAUUGGAAAAAACAAGGAACUAGCAUGUUGACUCGGUGGCGUUCUCUCAUUUUACAAAUUAUUAAAAAGAAAGAGCAAGAUCUUCCAGUCCAUAUUUUUUUCUACGAAAAUUUAAAAAUCAACGCGACAGAAGAAAUGGCAAAAAUUCUCGAUUUUAUCGAGGAUCGAAAAUAUUAUAUCGUCCCGGAUCGCGAACGAAGACUUAAGUGUCUUGAAAAAAAUUUAAAGCAAACCGAAAAAUUUCAUCGACCAAAGAAGCAGCCAUCAUUUGAAUAUUUUACGAACGCGAUGAUAGAAAAAGGAAAUCAAUUAAUCAAUGAAAUUCACGAUCUCUUGGCAGGAAACAGUUUACCGCUAUUUGAGAAGCAAAAUUAUCUAAGAAAAAAAGCCGAGAAUGAAGUUACAGGAGAAACGAAGAAAAAUUUUUUCAGUAAAAUUCCGCUAACAGCUGAUCUUAGUUUAUGGAAAACAUCAACGACAUUCAAAGGCAUCAUCGACAAAUGGUUGAAGAUAAAUAGGGUUUUCAAUGAGAUCGAAAAACCCCAAAUGGGACCACAAGGAGGUUGUUUUCCUGCUCAAUUCGACGAACGCUGUUGGGAAGGAAACAAACGUCAUGAUCCUGUCCUAGGGAUCUCGUAUCAUUUUCGUUGGAAUAUGGACUAUUUGCCGUCGAUAUUCGAUUCAAACCGAGAAAGAGUCAAAAUUUUCACAACAAUUCGUGAUCCGCUUGCAACUUUCCGGUCAACGUACAAUUAUUUUUAUCAAAACUCAAAUGGCUGUGAAUAUCCAUGCUGGGGCGCACCAUUCAAGACCUUUCUCUCAGACUUUGUGAAAGAUAACAAUAAGAGACCAUAUCCGCCAAUUGAAAAAUUUCUCGAUAUUCUUCCAAAAGCAUACAAUUCUUCGGUUCCGUUUGCGUAUCGAGUAAGUAACCCUCAGUCGUUUGAACUUGGAAUGGAUUUCGACAAAAUAAACGACAUCACAUAUAAAAUGGAAGACGAAAUCAAAAGGGCGAAAAAAAUUUUCUCCUCUUGUGCAAAAGGAGUGAUUGAUUGCUCAGCAAACAAGCUUGUUAUAAAUAGAGAACCUCCUAAAACGCAGAUUGUAACUACGCCCGAAUUAAAAUUAAGUGAGUAUAUCGACAUUAUAGAAAAUGGAAACGGAGCUUGCACGAAUCCAGGACAUCCGUACACAAAUGCGAAAAUGCUUUACGAAACAGGAACUUGGAAUUAUCUACAUUUGUCCGGCAAAAAUUGCGGUGUUGAUGAGAUUUUAGCAACAAAUCUUGAUACUCAGGUGCCGUUGACGGCUGAGUUCCAGGAAAAAUAUCACAAAAUAAUUCAAUGA
Messenger RNA from Oikopleura dioica, 1752 nucleotides. Lineage: Eukaryota; Metazoa; Chordata; Appendicularia; Copelata; Oikopleuridae. The record is from the annotation of a GenBank genome assembly.